Molecule: messenger RNA, 3894 nt
Organism: Myzus persicae (green peach aphid)
Lineage: Eukaryota; Metazoa; Arthropoda; Insecta; Hemiptera; Aphididae
Product: probable cyclin-dependent serine/threonine-protein kinase DDB_G0292550
Exons: 3
Coding region: 89-3217 (1042 amino acids)
Source: RefSeq, a predicted model, not a curated record
AAUUAUGUGGAUCAGUUACUAAACAAUAUAACAUCACGAAAUAUCACAUUUUCAAACAGUUUCAAUUUAUAAUUACAACAACCCUACAAUGAAGAUUAGAACUAAUCUGUAUUUAAUUACAGCAGUACUACUGACAUCAAACUUUUUGACACUAUGUGAAGGGGACGAUGGCCAUGAAUUCUCUGAUCACUUAGAUCAUUUAGAUCACUUGGACGACUUACAUGAUAUUAAUAAUUUUGAUGAUAACAAUGUAAUUCAUAGUGUUGAAUUAGUUCAACAUAAUGAAGAUGCAAUGACUAAAUAUGCAACAACAUCUCAUGCAAAUCAAGAAACAAAUAAAGAGUUAUUUACUAAUACGAUUCCUAUCAUUCAACAAUCUAAUGUUCCAACCACUUUUACAAAAGUAGUAAAAGAAACAGUUAUAAAACAAUCUAAUAAUGAUGGAAAUAAUUCCCCUAAACCUGAUUUAUCAAUGACAGAUUUAUUAUAUAGUAACAAUAAAUCGAAAGAAAAUGGAAUCGGUAACGCGGAACAUAUUAGUUUGCCACCAAUUCCUUCACAACAAGCAUCUGAUUUGCAAGGUAAUAUAAAAAAUAUAAUUCGUACCACAGUGACAAAAACUACUACAAGUGGAAGUCCGUCAAAUGAAUUAAACGGAUCUUUUAAUAUAGUAAAUAAUUUAGACGCACUUCCUUCAAAUCAUAUCUUAUCUACAAUGAGUUCUGCAAACUCUAAUUACGAUGAUGGAACUGCAGGUUCAAGUUCUUCUCAAUCUAAUUCAAUGGAUGAAAAUAGUAAAAUACAAACAAUUUCAACGACAGAAAAUAUAAUUGGUGGAAAUGGUUUUGGUAAUUCUAAAAGAAUAUCUCGUACACCAGGAGGUUCAUUCAGGCACAUGAAAACUACGAUAAUAAAACAACAUAAUAUAAAUGACAGCAAUGAUCGUAGUGAUUUGGGUAAAUCUACUAUGGAAUUCAAUAGAGAGAACACAUCUUUAGAUAAUAUUGUAUCGUCAAUGAUAAACCCUUCAGGGUAUAAUACAGUAACUACUUCAUCUGUUGAUAGGGAUAGUAAUGCAUUCAAUAAAGGAAUCCCAUCCAGGAGACAACAAACCCGUUUGAACAAUAUCAAUGGACUCAGAAAUUCAGUAUCUGAAACUGGUGGUCUUCAGAACUCAGGAUCGCUUGUACAAACCAAAACAACAAUAAUAAAAAAUGAAAGAGCAGCUAAUGAAAUUAAACUUGAUGGUUUGAACGAUGACAAAAUAGGUUAUAAUAUUAACGGUGGAAUGUCUACCUCAAAUAAUAUUGUAUCAUCAAUGAUAAACCCUAUAGAGUAUAAUACAUUAUCUACUACAACUGUUGAUAGGAAUAGUAAUGCAUUUAAUAAUGGAAACCCAUCCAGGAGACAACAAACCCGUUUUAACAAAUUCAAUGGAUUCGGAAAUUCAGUAUCUGAAACUGGUGGUCUGCAGAACUCAGGAUCGCUUGUACAAACCAAAACAACAAUAAUAAAAAAUGGAAGGGGAGCUGAUGAAAUUAAACCUGAUGAUUUAAAUGAUAUCAAAAUAGAUUAUAAUAUUAACGACGGAAUGUCUACCUCAAAUAAUAUUGGCAGUUCAAAUUAUAUCAUAUCUUCAAAUAAAAAUGGCAAUGAUAACAACGGUGGUUAUAGUUAUAGUUAUGGUUAUGGUAAUGGUAAUGGUGGUGGUGGUUUAAAUAAUAAUAUGAUUUCUUCCAACCAUUUAAUGGGUGGAUCUUCAUCUGGGGGUUAUUCUGCAUAUAUUAUGUCUGAUGGGUAUAGUAAGGGAAACGGAAAGGGGAAAAAAAGAAAGAAAAAUGGUAGUAAAAAAUAUAAAGGAGGCAGAUCAAAAAAUAUAUCAUAUGGAAAAAGUAAAGGGAACGGGCAAAUAAGAGUUAAAAAUGGUCGUAAUUAUCAAAAUACAAGAUCAUCAAGAAACAGAAGUGGAGGAAGUUCUAAAUAUUAUUCAUCAACUAAUUUUGUAAGAGGACCACAAAGUAAGUCUUUUUCAUCAUCAGCUAGUUCUUCAGAUGAGUUAUCUAUAAAAAAAAAACCAUGCCAUUGCAGUAAAGGACGAAAGUUAAAUAAAAGAGAUAGUAGUGAAAGUAAUGGAAGUAGUCAUUCAAAAGGACAUCGUGGACCAGGGAGUCAGUAUUUAGGUAGUUCUAUGGAUAAUCAACCAAUGCAAAAUAACGGCGACUUCAUUUCCGGAUUUCCAUCACCACUAUCUCCGUCCAUGGAACUUGAACCUCAACCAAAUUUAUUAUUUGACAUGGUGCAAGGGCAGAGACCAGACGGAUCAUUAAAUUACAGUCAAUCAGAUCUAAAAACAGUUUUUAAUGGACUAGACUCCAGGUUGAAAACCACUGGACUUGAGGAAACGAGAAGUCAACUGAUAAACGAUCAUCAAUUACCCAAUAUUGAUGUGUCAAAUCAAUAUUUAACAUACCAAAUACCAAAUACAGGUUCACUAUAUAAAUCAGAUUCUCAACAAGAACAAAAUUUCGGUCCACCUGGUCUAGGUCCAGGCCCAGGUCCAGGCCCAGGUCCAGGCCAAGGUCCACAUCCAGGUCAUGGCCCUGGUCCAUACCCAGGUCAUGGCCCUGGUCCAUACCCAGGUCAUGGCCCUGGUCCACACCCAGGUCGUGGCCCUGGUCCACAAGCGUAUCCAUUGGAUUCUAAACCAUAUUUUAUGGGUGACUAUCCAAAAUACUUUGAACAAAAUCUACGACCAUUAUCACUAUCACAAUCCCCAUAUCCUUAUUCAUUUAAUCAAGAUUAUCAUUCUGAUUUUUCAAAGAUGGGCUUAACUACUCCUGAAUUAACGGAUAUUCAGUCCGGACUAGGGAAUCAGAUAAACAUCUACGAUGACUUACCUCAGAUGCAACAAAACACUGAAGGUACUGGGAUUAAUCGAAUGGAUGCACUAAAUUCGGGAUCCAUGAUAACGAGUACUCGAAGUAAUAUGAUAAGAAACGCAGAUGGUGGUCCAAUUAUGCAGUAUUUCAAAACAAUAAAAAAAACAGAAAGUAUAGAUGGUAAUGGAACUCCAGAUAUGCAAAUUGUUCAAACUCAAUCAGUCCCACCCGAAGUUGAUAGUUAUGGUAUACCAAAUGUAUUUGAGCUUCUUCAAACAUCACUGGAAUUGAUUCUACAGAUGCUCCCGGGCUUUAAUGAAUCGGGCAUAAAUGCAUAGUAUGAGAUAUUGUUUUAAAUGUUUUAAUAUUAAAUUAUAAGUUACAACUGUAUGAAAUCAAUGUUAGUGGGAUGUUACAAGAAGCAUAACAAUUAAUUAUUGUGUCAAUUUAUGUAGAUUAUAUAUAAUUAACACUAUAUAUUUUAAGAAGUCCAAAAAAUUAAAAAAUAUAAACUAGAAGAAUAUUAUAUUAUAUUAUAACUAUAUACUAAAUUACUAACACACUUUAACACUCAGUACUAUUUUGAAAAGCCUCAUCAUAAUGAAACACCUGUUUAAAUUUUGAGUAAUUGUAAUAUUUAACUAACUUUUAAACUCAAGAGUGUUAACUACGGAUAAAUGUCUCUUAUUUAGUACUAAUACAAUUCAAUAUAAAUAUUAAAAGAUUUUAAUUUUAAACUCAAAUUUUUAUUUUGAGGGGCGCGAAAAAUGUAUUAGUUUUAAUAAUAUUAUGUAUGAUGUAUUAGCAAAUUGGAUAUAGUUUUUACUUUAGGAUAUUUUAAGUAGUAAAACUCCCAGUCAAUUUCAAAACAAUCGGGAAAAACAAAUACAAAAUUACUGAAAACUGGAAUAUUAUACUAUUUAUCCUCAACCCCAGUUAUUAUAAAAAUCGAUUUUAGAUUUUGUGUGAAGUUUUGAAUCAUGAUGAUUGUAAUGGUUUUCCAUGAUUAGCGGGA